UAUUUCUCUAGAUUAACUAGAAAGCGGGGACGUAAUGACUUCUGCAGUUAAAAAGAGCCUGAGGGACAUGACCAGCAGAAACCACACAGUGGUGACCUAUUUUCAAUUUUUACCUUUCUCCAGCAUCCCAGAGAUCCAGGGCUUUCUCUUUUGUCUGGUAUUGUUCAUGUACAUCAGUACUUUGGUGGGAAACAUCCUCAUCAUUACAAUCACUGUGGUAGAUGCUGCCCUUCACUCCCCCAUGUAUUUUUUUCUCAAGAACUUGUCCUUCCUGGAGAUUGGCUACACUACAUCCACAAUCCCCAAGAUGCUAGUGAACUUACUCAUAAAAAGGAAAGGCAUAUCCUUUCUGGGCUGUGCACAGAUGUAUGCCUUCUCCCUCUUCGGGAUCACAGAAUGUUGGCUGCUGGCUGCCAUGGCCUAUGAUCGCUAUUUGGCCAUAUGCCAUCCCCUGCACUACAUGACCAUGAUGAGCUGGAACACAUGCUUCCUGCUUUCAGCUGUGUCUUGGCGUGUUGGAGUCUUGCUGGCCUUAGGGCAGACAACUUUGAUCUUUACCCUUACAUACUGUGGGCCCAAGAGGAUCAAUCUCUUCUUCUGUGACCUGCCACCUCUUCUGAAGUUGGCUUGUGGGGCCACCUACAAGAAUGAAAUCACCAUCUACAUAGUAGCUGUCGUCUUCAUCAUGGUCCCCUUCUUAUUUAUAGUUGCAUCAUAUGUCCAGAUUCUCCACACCAUCUUCAAGAUGCCAACAGCUAAGGGCAAGAGAAAAACAUUCUCUACUUGCUUCUCUCACCUGGUCGUGGUGACUCUGUUUUGAUCUGGAAUUGUGACCUACCUGAGACCCAAAGCUUUUUAUUCAAGCAGCAGUAACAAACUGUUGUCUCUCUCUUACACACUGAUGUCUCCAGUGAUGAACCCUUUGAUCUACAGCUUGAGGAACAAAGAGGUGAAACAAGCCUUGAAAAGACUGAUAGCCAAAAAGAUAAGUAUGUGACAUGUUUGGAAAUGAUAGUAAAUUAAAGCUGUGAUAUUGUGUGCAUUAGUGGAAGGAGAACAUG
Pezoporus occidentalis (night parrot) is the source of this 1061-nucleotide messenger RNA. Its product is annotated as olfactory receptor 10A4-like. Gene Ontology annotation, biological process: G protein-coupled receptor signaling pathway; detection of chemical stimulus involved in sensory perception of smell. Gene Ontology annotation, cellular component: plasma membrane. Lineage: Eukaryota; Metazoa; Chordata; Aves; Psittaciformes; Psittacidae. The record is from RefSeq and is a predicted model, not a curated record. Gene Ontology annotation, molecular function: G protein-coupled receptor activity; olfactory receptor activity.